Messenger RNA from Thlaspi arvense, 1026 nucleotides. The record is from the annotation of a GenBank genome assembly. NCBI's taxonomy places the organism in Eukaryota, Viridiplantae, Streptophyta, Magnoliopsida, Brassicales, Brassicaceae.
GACACCUGCAAUUCAACUCUACCCAUCAACGAUCUCACCUUCAACUCCAGCCUCCUUCAAUGCGUCGAAGCUUGGAGUGUCCAGAAUUACAUCCUCCGAUAUGCCAGAACGUUGGACAACACGUGGAGCUUCAUCUUAUCGGCGCCGGAUUCGAGCGCCUUCAUCGGUAUCGGAUUCUCGACCAACGGUCAGAUGACCGGAGCGAGCGCGAUCGUCGGGUGGAUACCUUCCGACGGCGGUAAUGGACAGGUCAAACCGUACUUUCUCGGAGGGAAAUCGCCCGGUGAGGUGAUACCUGACCGAGGAGAUCUGAAGAUCGUCAACGGUUCGUUGAAAAUCGAGUCAGUGUCGUCGCGUCUGUACAUGAGUUUUCAAUUGACGGCGGAGCUGCCGCGGCAGAGCAUUCUUUACGCUAUGGGGCCUGCCGGAUUCUUUCCAACUUCGCCGGAUUUUAGGUUGAGAGAGCACCGCUUCAUGACCACGACGACCAUCGAUUAUGUUACAGGUUCGCAAAGUGUGGUUAAGGGUUCACCACAUUCUAAGCUACGGAAGACACAUGGGCUAAUGAACAUGUUUGGUUGGGGAAUACUAAUCAUCAUCGGCGCCAUAGUGGCUCGACACAUGAAGCAAUGGGAUCCCACUUGGUUCUAUGCCCAUAUUGCUCUCCAAACCACUGGUUUUCUCCUUGGUUUAACUGGUAUCAUUUGCGGUUUGGUUCUCGAAAAUCAGACAGACGCUAAUAAUGUUUCCAAGCACAAAGGCCUUGGGAUAACAAUACUGGUCAUGGGCAUCCUCCAGGUCCUAGCGUUGCUGGCUCGACCGGACAAACAAUCGAAAUACAGAAAAUAUUGGAACUGGUAUCAUCACAACAUAGGAAGAGUGAUGAUAAUACUCGCUAUUUCUAACAUAUUCUAUGGUAUUCAUUUGGCUAAAGCUGGCUCUUCAUGGAACGGCGGUUAUGGUUUUGCGGUUGCUCUCUUGGCUUUGGCUGCUAUUGGCUUAGAAGUUAGAAAGUUCUUGAACAAG